AUGUCGUGGUACAUAGAAAACCCCAACGUUGGUAAAAAGAACCAGGUUGAGGACUGGAGAGUUCUGGGGUACAACCCUCUCACACCACCGAAUCUCCUGCAACAUGAGAUUUCGCAAACAAAUGAGUCCAAGGGCACAGUCGUCACCUCGCGAGAAGAAGCUGCGGCCAUUGUUAGGGGAGAGGAUGCCAAAGGCCGUCUCCUCGUCAUCAUCGGACCAUGCUCUAUCCAUGACCCGCAAGCUGCUCUGGAUUACUGCGACCGCCUGGUGAAAAUGAAAGAAAAGCACAAGGACCAGCUCAUGAUUGUUAUGCGUUCCUAUCUUGAAAAGCCACGAACCACUGUUGGUUGGAAGGGACUCAUCAAUGACCCGGAUAUCGACAACUCCUUCCAGAUCAACAAGGGGCUGAGAACUGCUCGCCGUUUGUUUGUUGACUUGACCGAGAAAGGAAUGCCUCUUGCCAGUGAAAUGCUGGACACUAUCUCCCCUCAAUUCCUUGCUGAUCUGCUUUCUGUCGGCGCAAUUGGUGCCCGAACCACUGAGUCUCAGCUCCACCGUGAAUUGGCUAGUGGACUGUCUUUCCCCGUUGGUUUCAAGAACGGCACAGAUGGCUCUCUGGAUGUUGCCGUUGAUGCAAUUGGAGCUGUUAAACACCCCCAUCACUUCCUCUCUGUCACAAAGCCAGGUGUGGUCUCCAUCGUCGGCACAGUUGGUAAUGAGGACUGCUUCGUCAUUCUUCGUGGAGGCAAGAGUGGAACUAAUUUCGACGCAAAGAGCAUAAAAGAGGCCAAGGCAAAGCUGGCAGAGAAGGGCCUAUCUCAACGGCUCAUGGUUGACUGCAGCCACGGAAACUCACAGAAGAACCACAAGAACCAGCCCAAGGUGGCUGCCGUCCUUGCGGAGCAGAUAGCUGCUGGCGAGGAAGGGAUCAUGGGAGUCAUGAUUGAAAGUAACAUCAACGAAGGCAACCAGAAGGUCCCACCGGAGGGCAAAGCAGGACUCAAAUAUGGUGUCAGCAUUACAGACGCUUGUAUCAACUGGGAGGACUCAGAGGCUGUGCUUGACUUACUCGCUAAUGCAGUUAAGCAGAGACAGUCCUUGCAAAAUGUUAAUGGCGCUGAGUAA
Molecule: messenger RNA, 1125 nt
Organism: Trichophyton benhamiae CBS 112371
Lineage: Eukaryota; Fungi; Ascomycota; Eurotiomycetes; Onygenales; Arthrodermataceae
Product: phospho-2-dehydro-3-deoxyheptonate aldolase
Exons: 4
Coding region: 1-1125 (374 amino acids)
Biological process (GO): aromatic amino acid biosynthetic process
Cellular component (GO): cytoplasm
Molecular function (GO): 3-deoxy-7-phosphoheptulonate synthase activity
Source: RefSeq, a predicted model, not a curated record